This is a messenger RNA of Colletotrichum truncatum, 678 nucleotides long. RefSeq lists its product as uncharacterized. The record is from RefSeq and is a predicted model, not a curated record. Lineage: Eukaryota; Fungi; Ascomycota; Sordariomycetes; Glomerellales; Glomerellaceae.
AUGAUUUCUGGAACAUUCAAGACAUUUCUAGCCGCCACCUUGGCCAGCACCGCAAUUGCCGUUGAUACCUGGGGCGGCUCCGUAUCUCUUGGCCCAACAACCUCUACCAUUAUCAAGGCUGUGACCACCAUCAUCCCUGGCGAAGCCCCCCCUACCCAGAAUGGAGUCCUGGCUCUGUGGCCUGGCAUGUCCAAUGGCACCGGCGACUUAGUUCAGACGACUCUGGAGUCUUGGAAUGACAACUCAUGGUGCGGCGCCAAGAAGGGACAGUGGUGCGUUCGCGCCUCGCUUUUCGGCUGGUUUGGCCAGCUCAGUGGCGACGCAAGCCCUGUCUCUGGCAACCAAAAGGUCAAGAUCCUUUACGAACUUCUCUCGGAUAACAACACCUGGCGCCAGACCGUAACUGAUGCCGACACGGGCAAGAAGCUAAGCUCCUACGAGUACAAGUCUGGCCCCUUUAUGAGGGGCUAUGGCACUGGUACCGAGUGCAACGCCAACUGCAGCCCUACCAUCGCGAAACAGCAGUACAUCAAUACCGAGAUCACCCUUGCUGGCCCUGAUCCCAACUUCGGCAAGACCAUUGCCACUGCUCAGAAGGCUACUUACACCGGCCUAUCCAGCAGCCAGAACGGCAAAGUCUGGACCAUUAAGGAGAUCAACAUUCCCGCUAUGGUCUAG